AUGGCUACAUCACAACGGCAACAACGUAGAUCUGAUACAAAACAAUCGUCAACCAAAGCUGACAAAGCAAAAUCGAAUAGUAAUUCAAAUAUUUUAAUAUUAGGUAUAGCAUUUGCUGCACUAAUCCUGUAUGUAUUAUAUCAAUCGAUUAGUGUUUAUAAUAAAGAUCGCAUGUACAAUGACUUUGACUAAAAAUAAUAUUUCAUUCGGCUGAAUCUCGCUUAACUCAUAUAGCAAAAUUUUGCUCGUAUUGCUUUUGGUGAUAUAUAACAUUUUCUUUUUUUUGUGAAAUAAAUAAAUAUCUUUGUUGUUGUCGUUGUAGUGUUUACCUAUUUAAUUUUUCUUGAAUAUGUUUCAAAAAAAUUGCGAUGAAAACAAAAAUUUGAUCAUGUUAUUUAAUCAACAAAGACAAGCGAAUUAAGAUUUUUGAAAAGAGAAAUAUUUUCAUAGAUCAUACGAUUUUAGGAUCUAAUUAGAUUUCUAUUCUAAUAUUUUACAAAGGUACAUGGCUUUAAAAUGCUAAAUUAACAAUAAUUUCCUGUUCAUGUUAAAUAAACUACAAAUAUUCGUUUGUUUCAGAUUAAUCAAAAUUCAAGUGUGAUUAUAUAUACUCAUAUAAAAUAUGUUCAUUUUGUUUCAUGCUACAAAGAAUGAUAUUUAUCAAUAAAUUGAACGAUUCAGAUAUUCUCAAGAGAGUAGAAGUAACUCGCUGUUAAAUACUUCUCAAGUUAUGAUAUAUACAAAAUAAACAAUUCAUGUAUACAAUGGGGUAUGGUUGCUACAAGAAUAUCUACUUAUCAAUCACAUUCAAUAUAUUCUUAUACUACCGUCUUAUUUGUGUGUUCUUUAUUCCUCAAGUUGAAUCGCUCAUAUAGUGGUAGCCUUGAAUUAAAAAAUACGUACGUUCUUUUUUUGUUUAUGAAACCCAUGAGAACGAAGAAAAAUGUGUCAAGAUCGAGCAAUAUUCAAUUAAUGAAGCUUGAAUGUUAAACGACCUGUAUCGUAUUCAUUCUUUUUUUUU
This is a messenger RNA of Adineta steineri, 1021 nucleotides long. The record is from the annotation of a GenBank genome assembly. Lineage: Eukaryota; Metazoa; Rotifera; Eurotatoria; Adinetida; Adinetidae.